AUGAAGCUCGGCGUUGCACUCGUUAGCCUCCUCUCUGUCGUCCUCACAUCGCCUGUGCCAGUAUCCGAGGGAGUUCUAAGGGCGAGAGGCGGUGGUGACUCUUCUACCAUUGGAGUCCCUGUGAAGACUCUGGUUGAUGAUAUCAACAAGUCCAUCGGCACUCAGUUGAACGCGAGGCAGGUGCAAGAACUCGCCCUAAUUGUCGAUUAUACGCUAGGCCUCGGGGAGAAUGCCAAUGGCGCAGCAUCCGGUGCCUUGCCUAGCAAACCUAAUCUGUCGCCAGCCGAGAUUCUAGCCAACGCCCGGAAGGCAUUGAGUGCCGCGGAGAACACCUACAUGAAGUACCCAAACAAAAUCACCGAAGCUGCCUAUCUGAACGCUCUGAACGCGAUUGAAACGUUGUGGUGACAGUUCCGACGGGUUGUUGUUGUGGUAGAUGAAGGCAGACGUGGGACGGAGAGGAGAUUGCAAGCGUUGGUGGGACGGAGCAGGAUUACUAGGUCUCGUUACUGUUAUGCUACAUACCAUAUAUCUUAUUAAAGUUAAUAU
Molecule: messenger RNA, 549 nt
Organism: Pseudogymnoascus destructans
Lineage: Eukaryota; Fungi; Ascomycota; Leotiomycetes; Thelebolales; Thelebolaceae
Exons: 2
Coding region: 1-408 (135 amino acids)
Source: RefSeq, a predicted model, not a curated record